UUAAACACUGGGCUAGAAGUGAUCGGUUUGUUUGCAAGUCCAGGCAGCAUUUUCUGUCAAGAAACGGAAAACUCCAAAGUUUUCUUUCGAAAAUGUCACAGAUUUUAAGGGUGUAAAUCUGAUUCCAUCGGAUAAAAAAAAAAAAAUCUUUUUUUUUUCUUUUCAUGCGAUCACAAGUGCUAAAAGUAUUACUUUCUUUCUAGACUGGAUGUGUUUAUAGGUAACCAUGACUGUUGCUCGAAGGUGACUGGCUCAAUUACUAAUUCGUCCCGUUUCCAUAGCCGUUGGUGUUGUCAUUUUUUUACAGCGUUUGAGCUGUUACCUUGCUUACUGUAUAUGAAACCACACGGGAGGAAAGCAGACCACCGUCAGCAAGCAGAACCGUGUCCGGACUUUCAAACAUUCUGCAUGAAAAAUGCCCAUUCGAGCUUAUUGCAUCAUCUGCUCCGAUUUCUUUGAUCAUUCAAAAGAUGUUUCAGCUAUACACUGUGGGCACACCUUUCAUUAUGAGUGCCUUCUUCAGUGGUUUCAGACUGCUCCUUCCAAGACAUGCCCUCAGUGUAGAAAGCAGGUUAGCACUAAACACAUAAUAAACCGAUUAUUCUUUGAUGUGGGCACAGAGGAAGGCACACCCCUGGACGCAGAGAGUUUAAAGAAUGAAGUGGAUAAUGUCAAAAUUCUGCUCAGCUCAAAAGAAAAAGAAAUUAAGGAGUGUCAAAAGAUUAUUGAAUCUCUUAGGGAGACGGUGCAUCUUGGUAACAUUAAUUUGCAGUCGCUGAAGAGGGAGCUGGAUGAAAAGGAUAUGCUGUGCUCUGCACUACGGAAACAAAUGCAGUACCUUGAAAAGCAACAAAAUGAUGCUAAGUUAGCUAAGGAGGAGUCGCAGCGACUGAGAAGCAAGCUGAAAACCUUUGAGAGUCUUGAUCUUCUGAUACAAGGCCAGCGGAAAGAAGUAGAAGCCAUGGUUAAAGAUAUGGGCGUGGGCCAGUCUGCCGUGGAGCAACUCUCCAUCUAUUGUAUCUCUCUCAAGAAAGAAUAUGAAAACUUGAAGGCAAGCCAUAAAACGUCAAAUGAAAUGAUAGAAAAAAUGAAGAAAGAACUGUUUUCUGUCAAUAACAAGCUUCAGAAAACCGUUGUGGAACUAAAAGAAGCAAAAUGCAACUUUGAAGCUGCCCAGGAUGACCUAAGGAAUUCAGAUAAGCAAAUCACGAGUCUGAAAAAAAAGGUGGAAUUUCUGCAGAAGAGUCUCAGUACACCAUCCCGCACCAAUGAAGCAAUUAGCCGGCUGGUCUUUGAAAGCCCAGCUCCUCUAGAAUUAAAGCAGCCUUUUCUACACCAGCCAGAGAAUGAUGAGGACAUUGACUUAAAUGCCACCUAUGAUUUACCCACUCCUACACAGUCUGCUGACAAGUGUAUCACUGCACCCAGCAAAAAGAUCAAAUUGGAUACAGUACAAUCAAAUGACACUGGCCAACUUAAAAAAUCCAUGGAAGACAACAAGAGCUCGAGGCCUCGAGAAGUAGAAGAUACAACCAUAGGUCCUUUCCUUUGUAACUCUCUUCUCUUCAGAAAGAAAACCUUUAGAAGCAUGCUUAACUCACAGAGAAAUGUCUCAAGCAUGAUGAGAACUGGCUUUGAUGGGCUUGGCGGAAGAACAAAAUUUAUUCAGCCUUCUCCUCUCUCAGAAAUCCGUCCUCUAGCAAUUAAGGCCAAGCGCAAGAAGGUGACCAGACCUACCAAACCCUCGGUUAAUUUACCUAAGCUGGACAGCUUCUUGGAAUGAAGCCAUAAAUCGAAAUGGACCAUACACUUAGACCACCAACGUGGACAAAGAGUAUCAUAUCAAACCCUAAUCCUAUCUGUAAUUAUGUCAUUUGUUUUUCCAGAACAUACUGAGGGAGGAUCCUGGACUUUACAGACGGCUAUUAUCAUGGUGUAGGGUUUUACUGGACAUGUGCAGAUGACAGAAAAUAAUGUCUGUAGGCUGCCCGCAGUCAUUUGCUAGAUCAUGUUGAGAUGCACUGUGCUAAACAAUUUUACCUUUUUUUAUUUUUUUGUGAAUAUGAAUAUGUCAUAACGCAGACUUGUCAUGUAGAUGAUCUCAGUAAUUUAUAUAAUUUCAAGAUGUCACCAUUCCAUGAACUUCCUUCAGUACUGACAUUUUCAAAUGUAGAUGUUUGUGUGUUUAAUUUAUUCCACAUUUUUCUUUUUAAAACUAGUUCUAGAAUAAAAAUAGAAGUCUGACUGUA
Messenger RNA from Polypterus senegalus (gray bichir), 2249 nucleotides. It is a transcript of the gene traip, whose product is annotated as TRAF-interacting protein. The record is from RefSeq and is a predicted model, not a curated record. The transcript has 16 exons. NCBI's taxonomy places the organism in Eukaryota, Metazoa, Chordata, Cladistia, Polypteriformes, Polypteridae. Bases 416 to 1783 code for a protein of 455 amino acids.